ACAUUGGCUCUUUUAGCUGGGGCAGCAGCUAGCGCCCUGCGUGAGAACAGCGCGCGGCUGCAAGCAAGUGCAAGUCUCUGCAACAUGCCGUAUUAUUACUCUUAUUGGUCAGAUUAUGUUGAACAAUACCGUAGGGCACAGCGGCUACAGCAAGAGAACUCCAGACUGUCCAACGAGAAGCGUGAACUGGAGAGGCAACUGGCCGAGAAGACGAGGGCUGCUCAGGUGUCCUCGGCCCAGGUCUUCACACUGGGCCACAAGGUGCGAGAGCUGGAGCGCCAGAACACCAGACUGUCCGGUGAUCUGGCCAAGCAAAGGGACGACACCAGGAAGGGUGGCCUGCUGUUCAUGAGUGCCGCCGAUAGGUACCAAGAGGAAGCCAAGAAGCAGAUUAGGGCAAAGGUAGAGGAGUUGGCGAACACGAGGAAGGCAGGCCUGAUGCUAAUGGACACUGCUGAUACUUAUCAAGAAGAGGCAAGGAAGCAAAUUAAGGAGAAGGCGGAGGAGCUUGAGGACGCGAGGAAGGCGGUUGUGGCGCUCAUGAAAGCAGCCGAUGCGUACCAGCAAGAAGCGAAGAAGCAAAUUAGGGAUAAGGUGGAGGAGCUGAAGGUCAUGGGGGCGCAGAAGGCGGAGCUGGAUGAGAGGGUAGAAUCUUUGGAGUUGGGGCUCAGGGCAGCUCUGGCGAAGAACCGGGAAUUGGAGGAUGAAUAUGGUAAGGUGAAGACUGAAAAUGAUAAGCUUCGGUUGGAGGUUGAGAGGUUCAUGAUGGAAUUAGGUGCAUUGGUGGAGGAGAAAGAUGCAGCUGCGAAGGCAUUUGAUGGUGGGAAGGAUGAAAUCUUGACGGAAUUGGAGGACUCUAAGAUCAUGAAGGUGGUGGUAACUCAAGACAAUAAUAAUUUGAUAAAGACUAAAAAUGAUAAGCUUCAGUUGGAUGCAUUUGAUAGCUGAGCUUAAGCAGGAAAUAUAGCUUGCUGGAAAGCAGGGGCUGAGAUGCUCAACAUGUAAUUAGAUUCUUCAUUGCCUCAAGAGAAGGAUGUUGAAAUGAUGAGGCAAUAAGGAUGCCUCAAGGGGAACCGGAGGAGUUCCAAGUCACCAAGGGUUUGGUGAAGGGGUGCAAAGUUUGGUUAGAGGUUUUAAUAGCAGAGCAUAAUCUCAUAACCUGCGAAGCUGAGGUUGAGAGGGUUAAGAAGAAUAUUUAGCACCUUGAAAACAUUCACAUCCUCUUUUUAGAAGAAAAUGGUGUUCGAAAUGGGUUUACAUUCAUAACUAAACAAAAAUUGUGAGAUUGCUUAUCAAUAUACGUGGAGCAUAAUUAUCUAUCG
This is a messenger RNA of Sorghum bicolor (sorghum), 1322 nucleotides long. Its product is annotated as treponemal membrane protein A. Bases 85 to 948 code for a protein of 287 amino acids. Lineage: Eukaryota; Viridiplantae; Streptophyta; Magnoliopsida; Poales; Poaceae. The transcript is spliced from 2 exons. The record is from RefSeq and is a predicted model, not a curated record.